CUCAUGGAAGUGUGAACUGAGGGCCAAUGGUGAACGAUUUCUCAGAUGAUGUUUUCCUUCCCCUCCUGUGUUCACAGAUAUAAACUCCACAAUCUCCACUUUCCUGUCAAACUGUGACGAUCACCAGCUCUUACAGUUGAUGAGAUUCUACCGGGACCGACUGGAGCAGGCGAUUGAAGAGGUUGUGGAUGGAGUUGGCUUGAAGCUAACUGGCGCGGAUCACUUCACUGGGCGAGAGUAUCAUAGUGUGACUGAACUCGCAGAGAAGGGAAACCAAGCAGCCGGCUCCAAACUGCUCCUGAAUCUGGUGAUGGAGAAGGGUUCUGGGGCACGAAGAGUGAUGUGGGAAUUCCUUGCGGAAAUACAUCAAACACUACCGAAACUGAGCAGAUUAUUGAAAGAGAUACUGGCUCAAGGUCAAGACCAGUUCACCUACAUGGACACGGUGCAGGGUUUAUCUGAAGUGCCCACUCACCUGAAAGAUGUUCAACGGCAACACAAGGAGACUCUGCGGGAACAGACUGAAACACUGAGCACAGGGAACACCAUCCUGAUGAUGGAGAAGGUUAAGAAUUUCCUGCUGCUUGAUCGAUACGCUGAGCUCACAAUCAUCUCCACCGUUCGAGAUCGGACACAAGUGGAACAUGAGCUGCUGGCAAGAGGUCGGGACCAUGAGGAAUGGCAAGAGAAACAUCUGCGGAGAGAACUGGAAAAAAUACGAAUUGAUCAAUUGUUCCAGAAAAGUUUCCUCAAGAAAAUUCUGAGAUUUUGGUCUGUGCACAAAGCUGGGAGUUCAGCAGCCGUGGCUGGCGUCCCGGGGAUCGGAAAAACAACAAUGGUGCAGAAGAUUGUUCAUGACUGGGCAAUGGGGAAAAUAUACCCACGCUUCCAGUUUGUCUUCAGUUUCAAAUUCCGGGAUUUAAACACAAUUGACUGCAGUAUAAACCUGAGGCAACUAAUUCUGCAUCAGUAUCCAUACUUUGGGAAUAUGCUAGGAGAAGUCUGGAAGAACCCAGAGGGAUUGCUGUUUAUAUUCGACGGUCUGGAUGAAUUCAAGGGCAGAAUUGAUUUUGCUGACAGUCGGAGAGACACAGAACCUAAGCACCAGUGCCCAGAUCCUGAAUCCCGGUCUCGGGUCCUGGAGGAGUUUCUGGGUCCAUUUCCUAAUGAAACAAUCUGCCGAGUGAUUGACUGGGUGAAGGAGGAGGUUAAACGCCAGGCUGGAAACACAGAGAGUGAAGCUGAUAAACGGAGGCUCCUGAACACGCUGCACUACCUGUUUGAGUCUGAGAAUCCUGGACUGGUUCUGUGA
Molecule: messenger RNA, 1312 nt
Organism: Amblyraja radiata (thorny skate)
Lineage: Eukaryota; Metazoa; Chordata; Chondrichthyes; Rajiformes; Rajidae
Product: NACHT, LRR and PYD domains-containing protein 12-like
Exons: 6
Coding region: 140-1312 (390 amino acids)
Cellular component (GO): cytoplasm
Source: RefSeq, a predicted model, not a curated record